Molecule: messenger RNA, 4830 nt
Organism: Sphaeramia orbicularis (orbiculate cardinalfish)
Lineage: Eukaryota; Metazoa; Chordata; Actinopteri; Kurtiformes; Apogonidae
Gene: kank2
Product: KN motif and ankyrin repeat domains 2
Exons: 13
Coding region: 273-3401 (1042 amino acids)
Biological process (GO): negative regulation of transcription by RNA polymerase II; negative regulation of intracellular estrogen receptor signaling pathway; negative regulation of cell population proliferation
Cellular component (GO): cytoplasm
Molecular function (GO): protein binding
Source: RefSeq, a predicted model, not a curated record
CCUUAGAGGAAUGAUAAACUGAGACUCUUCCUCGCCUCUUCAGUGCGUGUCUUUUUGUUCAGAGCAUCACUGCUUUGGUUCAUGAGCUAAACGCUGCACGCUGGCGUCUAUUAAUCCUCUAUAAUAUCAUCAUUUAUAAGCACAUUUAAGGUGCUGAUUGGAAUCGCAACAAAAGGAAGGGACAGUAAGGAGACUGGGGAGGAGAGGUCCUUUCCUUGCAGCAAAGAAGCUGGUGAGUUUGUGGGUGACUCUUGAACAUCAGCCCCAGGCUCAUGAUGGCGCAGGUGCUGCAUAUGGACCCCAGCUUUCCAGGGAAACUCAACCCACCCGCUCCCCCUUCACUGCACGGCAAAGAGCAGGAGGCGCCCUACUCAGUGGAGACCCCCUAUGGCUACCGUCUGGACCUAGACUUCCUCAAAUAUGUUAACGACAUAGAGAAGGGAAACACCAUCAAGAAGGUGCCUAUCCAACGCCGGCCGCGCUAUGGCUCCCUGCCCCGUGGUUAUGGCUACACCGGCUCCUGGUGGACCUCCACAGAGUCUCUGUGCUCUAAUACCAGCAUGGACAGCCGGCACUCAUCCUUCUCCUACUGUGCACCAGGCUAUCAUACAUCACAGAGGCCCAGCUUUAGCACCGCCCGGGUGGAGAAAACCCUGUUGGAUGCACGUAGGAAGCUGGAAGAGGAGAAAGACGGGCGGAGAUUCUCCAACCUGGGAAGCAUGACCAGCAGCGUGGUGGGUUCGAACACCUCUCUUAGUAGUGCACACAGCUACAAUCGGGCCCACGGAGGAGGUGGCUCCUUCACCCCCAUGAGUUCUGGUCUUUCCACCCCGGUUACACCAACCCCAGCUCAUCUGCAGCAUGUUAGGGAGCAGAUGGCAGCAGCCCUCCGGAAGAUAAAGGAGCUUGAGGAGCAGGUGAAGACCAUCCCUGUACUCCAGGUCAAAAUCUCUGUGCUACAGGAGGAAAAACGUCAACUCAGUGUCCAGCUCAAGAGUCAGAAGUUUUUGGGCCACACUCUGGGUUUCAGUCGAGGGCGCCCCAGAGGAGAGCUCUACAUCGACAUCCCUGAAGAAGAUGUAAGCACUGGAGCUAAGAACAGCAACAAAACAGCAGGGCCACUGUCUCCUACCACUCCUGAAGGCUCUAAGCAAGACUCAGGGUGUGAGAUUGAGGACACAGUAAUUGUAGGUGGGGCACGACCAGACGCAAAGCGGGAAGUGCGUACCAUUGGAGUCGGACCAGAGGAUGUUAGGAGUUGUCGACAGAUUGGAGUUGGGGUUCAGGAGAAGGAUCUAGGACUCCAACCAGAGACUCAAGCUUUGAAGCAUCAAGUGGGUCAACUUGAGGGCCAGCUACAGAGGACGAUGCAGGAGUUGCAGGCUGCACAGCAACAGGUAGCACAGGCUCAGAAGGGCCCUCAGGCAGAGCAUCCAGUCAUGGCCACUAGUAUGGGCUGGCAAAAGGCUCAAGACUGCAGCCUGCAGACGCUGGUUAGCUUCACCCAGGAGCCACAGCAGAGAGAGCAGAGAACAGUGGGGAUCCAGGUGUACACAUUGGAGCAGCCUACGGUGGUGGAGGUGGGCGCACUGCUGCGAGCAGAGACAUGCAGCUCUCCCUCCAUUCAACCAGCAACCAGAGCACUGGAGGUCCAACAAAGAGUACAAACUGAAGAUUGUCCGGUUGAGUUGCCGAUCGCAGUCAGCUCAAAGCAGGUACGAGAUGUCCUAAAAAGUGAGUUGUCCACUUCAGUACCGGUGGCUGUUCCUAUCAUUGCCGUUGGCACUCUUGCAAAUCAGCCUGGUUCAUUACAUCUAAAAGGAGGAGAGACACACCUACAGACAACUGUAGAGGCCGUCCAGUCACAAGACGGGGUUUCAAAGUCAGGCUCAUCUCCACCAUCCUCCCUACGGUCAAUUAUGAAGCGGAAAGCAGAGGGCAAACAAGGAUCUCCGACCACCAAGAAAAACCUACAGUUCAUCGGAGUCAAUGGAGGCUAUGAAUCCACAUCAUCAGAAGACAGCAGCAGCGAGACCUCAGAUGAGGGAAGUGAUUCCAGUGAAUAUCACGAAGCCAGAGAAAAAUUACCGGAAUCUACAAUCCAACACCAGCAAAUAACCCAGAACAUAAUACAAAACAACAGCGUACCUCAGCAAACCGCCACAAAACUACCAGCCAUCAUUCCAGACCAGCAGAGUCUCAGCCAGUUUGCAAGUGCAGAUGCAAAAUUGCCAGACAAAGUCACCCAGUCACCGGCAGCUGAAACAUGUGACUCGCAACAACCCCCGGCAUCUGAACCCACCCAGACUGGCAGCUCCGUCAAAGAGACUGUCAGCCAAUUCUCCGAAAAGCACACAGUGACCCAAGAGAUAACCUCCACAUCAUCAAACACUGAAUCCACCUCUGAACAAAGCUCUGUAAAGUCCUCAGUUGCCUCUUCUGUACCAUGCAUCUCUGAAACCAGUGAGACUACCAACCAGCAAUACACUGUCCAGUCAGAAACGGCUGUCAUGUCUAGCCAAUCAGAAUCAAAGCCAGCAGCUGAGAGUAGCAGUGUGAGUGACACCGCCACCGCAUCAGCAAACCAAGUCAGACUGGAAGUGAGUGACAGCCUGAUGUCGGCUCUUUACGCCCUGCAGAAAGCCCUCGGGGAACCAAACGCCUUCAGCCAACAAGGAGCUAGGUCGGCCUACACCAGCGUCCUGCAGGAGUGGCUGCGUGUGUCCUGUCACAAAGCAGCAGACACGGCGGUUGUCAAGGCUUAUAUGGACACGUUCGCCUCAGUCUCCCCUCAGCUGCUGGAGUUUGUGAUCAACAUGGCAGAUGGAAACGGGAACACUGCGCUUCACUACACCGUCUCACACUCCAACUUCCCUGUGGUGAAACUACUGCUGGAUACAGGCCUGUGCAAUGCUGACAAGCAGAACAAGGCGGGCUACACGGCCAUCAUGCUGACAGCUCUGGCUGCGUUCCACUCUGACAGCGACCUUCAAACAGUCCUGCAGCUGCUGCGCACAGGGGACGUCAACGCUAAGGCCAGCCAGGCUGGUCAGACUGCGCUGAUGCUCGCCGUCAGUCAUGGUCGAGGAGACAUGGUGCGGGCGCUGCUCUCCUGCGGUGCACAGGUCAACAUCCGUGAUGACGACGGCUCCACGGCGCUCAUGUGCGCCUGCGAACACGGUCACGUUGACAUUGUGCGGCAGCUUCUGUCUGUUCCGGGCUGUGACGCCACUCUCACUGAUAAUGACGGCAGCAGUGCACUGUCCAUUGCUUUGGAGGCCAGUCAGAAUGACAUCGCUGUGCUUCUCUAUGCUCACCUCAACUUUGCAAAGCCUCCUUCCCCAGUCUCACCUAAGUCUCCUCUCCUGGGUUCCUCUCCUCCUACCGGUGACUUAAAGUAACGUACACUGCCUCUGCAGCUCCACAGCCAAUCCACAACAACUGCCCAUGUUUCAGUGUGGUGUUUUUCAUCUGUGUAAUUCAGAACAAAUACUUUUAAUGUGUGUUAGUUUUCACACAGCAUAAUUUAUGCACAUUGUAAGUUCAGAUAAAUACAGUACAUGAAGGCUUGAACUAACUUUAUCUGUUGCUUUUUGUACACAGUUGUCUGUUUUUAAUCACUGUAAUGGAUGAAAAUAUCAAUUUGUAAUGUGGUAUAGCCUAAAAAAACACCCUAUCUAAGUCGCUGUACAAACAUUACUCAAGUCCUGCAAUAAUCCAGUUUUUAGCACUGUUUUUAGGAGCACUUACAAAGUUGCUCACUAAAUUACAUUUCACUUUCACUUUAAACUUGUUUUAAUCCAUAAUGAUCUCAAACUAGUUGCUUUAUAGCACAAAAAUGUUUUCAUCCUAAUAUGUUCUAUGUGUGUUACAUGGUAGCAUUAUAAUGUAUGUGUUUGACCAUCACAGUCAUUUGGAAAAACAAAAUCUGCCCCUCGCAUAGAUAAGUGUCCUUGCAUCAACUAGCUCAUUGGUGCUAUAAAAGUAUGAAACAGAAAAAACCAUGUCAACAGUCUAUGGACAUUUAUACACAAGAUUUAUUUACUGUAGAGUAUUUUUGAUAUUGAUUUUUAUUCUGACUUAAUUCAGGACCUCCACAGAUCACAGUUUUUAUUUCCAUGCAGUGGAUAAUUUUGUUAAUCAGACUUUUUUAAACUAGAGGACAAAGUUUAUUUUAUGUGAUAACCCCAAAGAUUUAUUAAACCCCUCAGUUCUGUGACACUGUAUGCACCAACAGCAUCACCAUCAGUGUCAGUACGGUACUAUGGUCUUUACGUUUUUAUACAUGAAGGUAUUUUUGAUGGUUUUACUGAAAGAUUAGAGUGUAUCUGUGUUUGUGAUAAUCAGUGUGUUUAAGAUUUAACAAGACUGAAAGCAGUGGUGAAACUUGUUCACUUUGCUGAUGCUGGUAAGAAAUGUCAGGGAACCAGAAAGUGUCUGAGUGGGGUCUUAAAAGGACGUACCAUGUAAGAUAUUAAUAUCAAAAUAAUAUAUGACAAUAUAAACUGGUGGUUAUUAUGUUUAAGAUCUAAAUUUUUGAUUAAAAGUGCAAAGGCUAUUGAUGUCAAAUUUUCUAUUACUUUUUAAAAGUUCUUUUCACGGUUUUCUUAUUCACUUGUAAGCGAUUGAAUUUUUAUAAACUUUCCAUUUUUUAUUUAAAUAUCUAUCUUUUUAUACAUUUAGAAUUUCUAAGCCACACCUACAUUAUGUAAUCGCACAGCAACUUUAGUUUAUGAGGUUUUAUGAAGGUUUAUGUAAAAUUAUAGAUUGUGUUUCUCUUGUUCUAAUUUGUGCAUUUUGGAAAAACAAUUAAUAAAUGUCAAACACGUC